AUGACCGCCCGCACGCUCAGCCUCAGAUCGCUCGCACACCUCCAUCCCUCCCUUUCCACCCGCAGCCUCGGCAGGAUAGGACCGUACCGCAUCGUAACCUCCAGCCACACCGCCACCGCCACCGCCACGGCCAUCGGCACCCGCUCCAUCCACCGACUCGCCUCGGGCAAAAUGUCGAGCCAGGACGCCAAAGUGCUGUCCUCUUCUCCUCUGUCGUCGUCGGACUCGAAAUGGGUGACGCUCCGUUCGAUCGCAUGGGUGGAUCCGACGGGAAAGGAGCGCAAGUGGGAGUCGGCGGACCGGACCACGCGCCGGGGCGCCGUGGACGCGGUGGCCAUCCUGCCCCUCAUCCACCGGCCCGAGCAUGCGCCGUCAAUCCUGCUCAUCUCGCAGUUCCGCGCGCCCGUCGGUAAAUCCGUCAUCGAGCUCCCCGCCGGUCUCGUCGAUGAGGGCGAAUCCGUCGAGAUGGCCGCACUGCGCGAACUCGAAGAAGAGACCGGGUACGGAACCACCAAAGAUGGCGCAGAGGUCGAGAUCCGCAGAACCUCGCCCGUCCUCUUCAACGAUCCAGGCCUCACCGGUAGCAAUAUGCAGCUCUGCAUCGUCAAGAUCAAGAUGCAAAAGGGCGCAAAGGACCCCGUCGCCAAGCCAGAGGAGGGAGAGUGCAUCGAAAAGUACCUCGUCGACGCUACUCGCCUCUACGACGAGCUUCUUGCAUUCGAGAAAAAGGGCUACGCCAUCGACGCCCGUCUGGCCCAUCUCGCCGCGGGCAUGCAGAUCGGCGGAACCGCCAACCUCUAG
Messenger RNA from Pseudozyma flocculosa PF-1, 801 nucleotides. RefSeq lists its product as uncharacterized. The transcript is spliced from 2 exons. Gene Ontology annotation, biological process: ribose phosphate metabolic process; nucleoside phosphate metabolic process. Gene Ontology annotation, cellular component: nucleus. Gene Ontology annotation, molecular function: ADP-ribose diphosphatase activity. The coding region runs from base 1 to 801 and encodes 266 amino acids. NCBI's taxonomy places the organism in Eukaryota, Fungi, Basidiomycota, Ustilaginomycetes, Ustilaginales, Ustilaginaceae. The record is from RefSeq and is a predicted model, not a curated record.